AAUGCACCCAGGCAGAAUUACUCUGGGGAAAACCAAGUCUCGCACUCGAAAAUCCGUGAUCGCUGGAAAUCAAAGGCCGGUCGGUCGCGGUUCAAUUCUAGCCCGAGUCGCUAACUCCUUUUUUUUCGACGAGGUUAUUCAUCUGAGUAAAGGUGCUCCGUGUGUGUGUGAUCUGGUGCACGCAUAUCAAAAACGAUCAUGGGGAAUUUCAUGUGUUCUACGUGAGGCGGAUCUUAAGACACGAGACCGCGAUCGAGUGCGAGUCACCUGACGUAAAACGUGGCUUGGGGCGACUUGAGAGGAGUACCGCGGGCUUAGAUUUGAUCCCAGUAGGUAACGUGUUGCGACGUGUUCAAACAGACCAUCCACAUGCUGCUUCGAAAGCUGGUGGCGCGUUGCCAAUCGGCGGCGUCGGGGGGUGGCGUCUUCGUCGUCGCCGCCGCCGCCGCCGCAAAUCUACAGCCUUGUCUACUACGACGAUUUCAGCCGGGCAGCAGCUUCUGUUAUCACGACGCAGUUGAUUAUCAUGACGACGGAUCGACAAACACCGGCAAAAACGGUGGCAGUAUGGGUGAAACCCCUCGCCAACGUCCGAUGCCAUCGGUCCAAGUUCCCGGCGGCAGUGACCACUUAAUUCAAUCAUCUUCCCCCUGCCCGCCGCAAACUAGUAAUUCACUGCGCAGCAAAAUAUUGCGCAACACGUGCAUUUCACGCCACCACUUGACACCGGAGAUCGCGCUGCGACUCAUAACGCCCGAGUGUGACAUUUAUCAUCGGCCAAUAGCGGCAAAUUCUGAGGAUGGGGGCCACGGAUUCGACGCCGAUCCGUUUUGGGGAUUCUACUGGCCCGGUGGCCAGGCUUUAACCAGGUUCAUCCUCGACAACGGGCAUCUGUUCGAGGGUCGUCGCGUGCUGGACGUUGGCUGUGGCUGCGGGGCAUCCUCCAUCGCGGCCAGCCGGGUCGCGGCCAGCCAUGUCGUCGCCAACGACAUUGACCACGCUGCCCUGGAAGCGACGCGUGUCAACGCGGAACUCAACCAGAUCACAGACCUAGAGCUGGACCGGCGAAACCGUAUCGGUGACGUCAACGACAGCUAUGACGUCGUGCUGAUUGGGGACCUGUUCUACGACACCGAAAUUGCGGAUCUGCUGCUGCCAUGGCUUGCUGCGUUGACGAAGACGACGCGCAAAACGGAGAUUUACGUUGGGGACCCCGGACGGCAUGGGUUGACGCGGAGGGAGGGUCGUUUGGGGAGCAGUAUGACUCAAUUAGCACGAUAUGAGCUGCCGGCGAAUGUUUGUAUCGAGAAUAACGGAUUUUCGCACGCGACGGUGUGGAAGUUUGAAGGUGAAGAUUUUCGGUGAUUGAGCAUUUUUUCUGUUGAUGUUAUGUAAUGAUUUUAAAUGUGAUCAAUGAAAUAAAAAUGUUAUAAUA
Messenger RNA from Culex quinquefasciatus (southern house mosquito), 1435 nucleotides. Its product is annotated as electron transfer flavoprotein beta subunit lysine methyltransferase. Gene Ontology annotation, cellular component: mitochondrial matrix. Lineage: Eukaryota; Metazoa; Arthropoda; Insecta; Diptera; Culicidae. Gene Ontology annotation, biological process: peptidyl-lysine trimethylation. The transcript is spliced from 6 exons. Bases 370 to 1365 code for a protein of 331 amino acids. Gene Ontology annotation, molecular function: protein-lysine N-methyltransferase activity. The record is from RefSeq and is a predicted model, not a curated record.